AUGGCGUCUCUUUCAGCUUUGUUCACCUCCAACCCCGCCGCGAUCUCCGCGAUUUCCGCUUCAGGAGGAGCCACGACCUCUCGUCGCCACUCCCGUUCGGCCCCAGCUCCUUUCCUGACAAGCUCCGCUCUCGCUCGCCGUCGUACCAUCACGACCGAUCUCAACCGAUCAGGCUUCUCUUCAGGGCGCGGCGUGCAUGCUCCCAGCCCGAGGAGACCGGGCACCCCGUACCCCUCUCUGCUGGAAACCAGAAACAAGAACAGAAGAAACGACUUGAGCUAUGGCUCCAGUUCCCGACUGCUGCUGCUUUCUGCUGCUUCUGCUGGUGAUGCCGGUGGUGGUGGUGGUGCUGGUGGUGGUGUUGAUGGUGGCAACAGGGGAGGAACAGGAGAGAGUGAAGGAGCAACGGGAGAGUUGGAGGCGGUUGGGGUGUUGAUAGAGAGUGGAACGAUUGGGGAGCAGGAAGCAGCAGAGGUGCUUCCUGUUGCAUCGGAUCAACCCAAUCAACGGCUCACAGCCCAUCUGGACUUGAGUGAGGUGAAGCGGCAGCUGCAACGGUCGAACGAGCGGACAGCAGAGAACCUGAAGCACCUGAGAAAUCGCCUGCACGCGUCCAACGAGUGGACGGCGAAGCACCUGAAAAUCUCAAACCAACAGACCAGGGAGAGCCUGAAGCACCUGAAAACUCGCCUGAAUGCGUCCAACGAGUGGACAAUAAGCCACCUCAAAAGGGGACAUCAGUGGACGUCUGAGCACCUGAGAGAAUCAAAUCAAAGGACACGAGAGCACAUGCAGCAUCUGGCUGAUUCUGACCACCUGCGGCAGCACCUGCCUCAUCUGGAGCACCUGAAGCACCUGAAGGGGCAUCUGAACUUGGGGGCGCUGAAAGCAAGGCUGGACGCGUCCAACGCCAAGACGAGGGCGCAGCUGAGGCACCUGGGAGUCAACCUGGAGCACCUGGAGGGGCACCUGGACGUGGGGGCGCUGAAAGCAAGUGUGAAGGAGAGGGCAGCAGGAGGAGCAGACGGCGGGCACGUCUCCAGGGCUGCAAGCAGUGCGAACAACAGAAGCACUGCAACCAAGAGCCCUCCUGUGCGCAAUCCGUAUCUGAGUGGCAACUUCCGUCCAGUGGGCAACGAGGUGCUUCAGGAGCUGGACUGCGCUGUGAUAGGUCAAAUCCCCCGGGGUUUGCGGGGUAGAUUCAUCCGCAACGGCCCCAACCCACAGCUGCCUCCCUCCAGCCCUGAGCUCUACCACUGGUUCGACGGGGACGGCAUGGUACAUUCAGUGAACUUUCACCCCCCUGAGGAGAACUUUCAGUGUCACCCUCGUGAAGCCCGUGAGGAGAUUUUUCACUCCUCGCGAGUGAGCUACGGGCGGCGCUACAUCCGGACGACAGGCUGGCAGGAGGAGCGGGCGGCGGGGCGGGCGCUUUUUGGAGGGUUGCAGCAGGUGGGCCUGGGGGCGAAUCAUCUGCUGCUGGCUGCGAUGAACCUUCUCGGGCUGAGACAGCAGGACGCACCCAUGUGGAACAUGACCAAGAACGUGUCCAACAACCAUUUCAUUCAGCACGCCGGGCGCCUCCUCUCCCUCUGGGAAGCAGGCCUGCCUUACUCCCUCGACCCCUCAACCCUUGACACCAAGGGCGUCCACUCGUUUGAUGACAUGUGGCGCAGCGGCAUGACAGCUCACCCGAAAGUGGAUCCGGUUACCAACCACAUGAUGAUCUACGGUUACAACCUCACGCACAAGCCAUAUCUCCGCUACGGGGUGGUUGACCCCUCUGGCUCCCUCGUUCACGCCACUGACCUCGACCUGCCACAUCCUGUCAUGAUGCAUGACUUCGCCAUAACACAGCACCACAGCAUAUUCCUUGACUUCCCGCUUCGCUUCCAGCUAGACAAAGUCAUUCAGUCGCACGGCAAGGCCAAGCCCUUCGUCUUCGACCCGUCCAAGCCAUCCCGCAUUGGAGUGCUUCCCCGCUUUGGCUCUAAUCCCGACAUGCGCUGGUUCACUGUGGACCCAGGGUUCUGUCUUCAUGUGGUUAACGCAUUUGAAGAACCCCCCCCCCCCACCUCCUCCUCCCCCUCUCCCUCCUCCUCCUCGUCCUCCCCCUCCUCCUCCACCCCGGACUCUCCUCCUCCCGCCAUCAUCCUACGUGUCAUCCGCUUCCCCGCCUUCUCAGCGCUUGGCCUUGCUGAGCUGGCAGAUGAGCUGGCAUGUGAUGAGGUGGCGCGAUUGCACGAGUACAGGCUGGACCUCCAAUUGGGAGCAGUAGAGGAGCGCUCCUUGUGCAAGGUAUGUGUAACGUGUUUUGAGGUGUCUCAAAGGUGUGCUGCGACUUCCCCUCCAUCAACCCCAAUUUCCUCAGCCUUAUCCCUUCACCUUCCCCAUUUUGCCUUCCCCGUUUCGCCUCUCAUCCCUUCUUUCUCCCCAUCUGCACAGGUGUGCUGCGACUUCCCAUCCAUCAACCCCAAUUUCACGGGCCGCCCCCAUCGCUUCGCUUACUCUGCCCGAUUCACAGCACAGCCCGGCCCAGGUGAGGGUGAAGGGUGCAGAGGGAUGGAUCUGAGGGAUGUAGAGGGAUGGAGGUGGGUGGACAGGGAUGGUGAUGGUGGGCAGGGAGGGGGUUUGGUAGACUCAUCCCCCAUCGGUUCGUUUACUCUGCCCGAUUCACAGCACAGCCAGGCCCAGGUGAGCGGUGCAGAGGGAUGCUGGUGGGUGGCAGGGAUGCAGGUGGGUGGGCAGGGAUGCAGGUGGGUGGGCAGGGAUGCAGGCACCACCGUCCCCUCAUUCAACGCUAUAAUGAAGCAUGAUUUUCAGCAAGGCACGUACCAGGUGCAUACCCUCCCACCCGGGAGGUUCUGUGGGGAGCCUGUGUUUGCUCCACGGCACCACUUUCAGAGCAGCAGCAGGUCGCAGAGCGGUGAAGCGCGGUCAGAUGAAGUCGGAAUGGGUAGAGAUGUGGUGGGACUGGGUGCUGAUGCGGUUGGGAUGGGUGCAGAGGAGGAGGACGAUGGGUGGGUGUUGGCACAUGUAUGGGAUGAGGAGGAGAUGAGGAGCGAAGUGAUUGUGCUGGAUGCAAUGAAUCUGGACAAGCAGCCGCUGGCUCGGGUCAUUCUUCCCAAGAGAGUACCGUACGGCUUCCAUGGGACGUUUCUUCCUGACUGA
Closterium sp. Naga37s-1 is the source of this 3171-nucleotide messenger RNA. Lineage: Eukaryota; Viridiplantae; Streptophyta; Zygnematophyceae; Desmidiales; Closteriaceae. The record is from the annotation of a GenBank genome assembly.